This is a messenger RNA of Cyanistes caeruleus (blue tit), 2330 nucleotides long. It is a transcript of the gene CHEK2, whose product is annotated as checkpoint kinase 2. Gene Ontology annotation, biological process: protein phosphorylation; mitotic DNA damage checkpoint signaling. Gene Ontology annotation, cellular component: cytoplasm; nucleus. NCBI's taxonomy places the organism in Eukaryota, Metazoa, Chordata, Aves, Passeriformes, Paridae. Gene Ontology annotation, molecular function: protein serine/threonine kinase activity; ATP binding; protein binding. The record is from RefSeq and is a predicted model, not a curated record.
GCCCGGCGGGCUCGGCCCCGCCGCUCCGCACGGUGCGAGGCGGCCGCUGUCGGCCUGCCCCCGCCGGCUGAGCCUUUAGAAGGAGGUUUAGGUUGAUACGAGGGAAAGUUCCUUUCUGGAAAGUUCCCAGGUCAGAGGUGGGGUCGCCAUCCCUAGAGGGGUUCCAGAGCCGUCUGGAUGUGGAACCAGGGGACAGAGCCAGCGGUGGCAUUGGUGGUGCUGGAGAAAUUUGCCUUUGUCUUUUCCAACCCAAAUGAUCCCGUGAUUCUGUUCUGCCCGCGGGCCUUGCCUGUGUUUGUAAACAUCUGUAACAAACGGGACGGGGGAGGGAACUUGGGAGCUGUCGUGGUUUUAUGGCUCGUAAUGAAAUGUAGCAAACCCAUAAGGAGAAGUAUACAUUAAACUGUAUGGCAACCAGCUAAAAAGCCGAUAUACAGGUGGUAAGGGAGGAAGGCUCGUGGACGUUCCAGGAGCCCCGGUGGGCACUGAUGUGCUGGAGGAAGCUGGCUGUAGGGGUGGGCUGGCUGGUGCAGCAUUUUGGUGGAGAAGGAGGCAACACAGGCUAGGAAUUUCCGGGGCAGGGAGACGCUGUUUCUUGCCGCUGCCUGUGCCAGCAGCUGCCAGGCCAACAUGUCUCGAGAGACUGGAAGUGAAACACAGCAGUCUCAGAGUGCCCAGCAGCCGCAGAGUGGUACCAGUUCUUCUUCCAGUGGGUCACAGAGCACUAGUCAGUCUUCCUCAAGUUCUGGGACUCUGAGUUCCUUGGACACUGUUCCCACUCAGGAGCUUCCGUCCAUCCCUGAGGACCAGGAAUCUGAAGAGCUGGCUCCUCAGCCUUGGGGUCGACUCUUUGCACUUGGAAAAGGUUUCAGCAACUGUGACUGUGUGAAUGAGGAAUACUGGUUUGGGAGAGACAAAAGCUGUGAUUACAGUUUUUCUAAGCUGGGAUUGUCUGAGACUGGCUUCUACCAAAACUAUAGCAAGAAGCACUUCAGAAUUUUCAGGGAAAUGGGUCCAAAAAAUUCCUUUGUUGCCUACAUUGAAGACCACAGUGCAAAUGGGACAUUUGUUAAUAGAGAGCUCGUUGGAAAAGGGAGGAGGCUUCCACUGACACACAACUCUGAAAUUGCAUUAUCUGUACAGACCAAUAAGGUGUUUGUAUUUUCUGAUCUUACGGUAGAUGAUCAGAUGAUGUUUCCUAAAGAAUUCAGAGAGAAAUACAUCAUGUCAAAGACUUUGGGAAGUGGUGCCUGUGGAGAAGUCAAACUGGCAUUUGAGAAGAGCACCUGCAACAAAGUUGCAGUGAAAAUCAUCAAUAAACGGAAGUUUGUGGCAAGUGGCCUGGGAGAGGCAAACCCAGCUUUAAACAUCAAUACAGAAAUUGAAAUUUUGAAGAAAAUAGAUCAUCCUUGCCUAAUCAAGAUUAAAAAUUUCUUUGAAGCAGAGGAUUACUACAUAGUUUUGGAGCUGAUGGAAGGAGGAGAAUUGUAUGACAGAGUGUCAAGGCCAAUCAAGAUGAAAGAAGAUAUCUGCAAGUUGUACUUUUAUCAGAUGCUGCUGGCAGUAAAGUAUCUUCAUGACAAUGGAAUUAUACACCGAGAUCUGAAGCCAGAAAAUGUGCUACUUUCAUCUUCUGAAGACACAUGUCUUAUAAAGAUUACAGAUUUUGGACAAUCCAAGAUUCUUGGAGAAGCUUCUCUUAUGAAAACAUUAUGUGGUACUCCCAUGUAUCUUGCUCCUGAGGUUCUAAAUUCACUUGGGACUGCUGGAUACAGCCGAGCUGUGGACUGCUGGAGUUUAGGAGUUAUUCUUUUUGUAUGCUUGUGUGGAUAUCCACCAUUCAAUGAGCAAAAUACUCAACUCUCUCUGAGAGAUCAAAUCACUCAUGGAAAAUACACAUUCAUCCCAAAAGAAUGGAAGCAUGUGUCAGACAUGGCUCUGGAUCUUGUGAAGAAGCUGUUAGUAGUGGAUCCAAGCAAACGUCUUACCACAGAGGAAGCCUUAGAGCAUCCUUGGCUUCAGGAUGAGGAUAUGAAAACUACAUUUCAACAGCUACUUGCUCAGACAUGUACCAGUAUGAAUCCACCAGAAACAUCAAAUAUGCGAACCACAACGAGAAAGCGUCUCCAUGAAAAUGAGGAAGAAUAUGGCUCUGCUAAGCGUGCUGUUCCUUCUACAUCAUUCCAGAAAAUGAGGUGAAAAGGAGGAGAAGACUUUGUUAAUGACAGCUUUUUUAUGGGAAGCAGAAUUUUUUAUUAAGAAAAAUCUUAAUAUUGGAAUAAACUGUUGAUGAUGCAAUUUCCGAAUAAAAAUAACUUUGUAAGACUGAA